Messenger RNA from Rhagoletis zephyria (snowberry fruit fly), 978 nucleotides. The record is from RefSeq and is a predicted model, not a curated record. Lineage: Eukaryota; Metazoa; Arthropoda; Insecta; Diptera; Tephritidae.
AUGCCCAAGUCGCCGUUGAUUGUGCCCAAGGAGGCCGUCACUACUACCGAAGAGCAGCUGCGCGCCAAGCUGGACGCCAUUUACCAGCAGCACCGCCUGAACCAGUUUGAGCAGGCCAUUGGCUACACCUUCAAGGACAAGGCCUACCUGGUGCAGGCCUUCACGCACAACAGCUACUACGAGAACACGGUCACCGACUGCUACCAGCGGCUGGAGUUUCUCGGCGACGCCGUCCUCGACUACCUCAUCACGCGCUACCUCUACGAGGACCCGCGCUGCCACUCGCCGGGCACGCUCACCGACCUGCGCUCCGCCCUGGUGAACAACACCUUCUUCGCCAGCCUCGCCGUCAAGUACAGCUUCAACAAGUACCUGAUGGAGCUCAGCCACGAGCUGUUUCGCGUCGUCGACGGCUUUGUAGAAGGAGAGGUGGGGGAGGAGGAGGAUCCGAGCAAGCGCAGCUGCGUCUACUGGGAGCUCUUUAUCAGCGAAAAUGAGGCGGAACACCUGGAGGACAUUGAGGUGCCGAAGGCGCUGGGCGACAUCUUCGAGUCGGUGGCCGGGGCCAUUUUCCUCGACUCGGGCAUGAGCCUUGACGCCGUCUGGAAUGCCUACUACCCCAUGAUGAAGCCGGAAAUUGAGUACUUCAGCUACAAUGUGCCAAAGUCGCCGAUUCGUGUUCUGCUCGAGAAGCAGCCGCAAAGUGCCAAGUUUGGAAAACCGGAGAUCACCUCAGGCCGCAAGAUUCGCGUCUCGGUGGAGGUUUUCAAUGUGGGCAAGUUUGUCGGCGUCGGACGCAAUAAGCGCAUUGCCAAGUGCACGGCCGCCAAGCGAGCGCUUCGAGCGCUGAAGAUCAUUGAUGACCACCAGCGAAAGCGGGCGGAGGAGCUGAUGGGCGCGAAUCGCGCCUAUGAAACUCAGGAUGCAUUCAGCGAAGAGGCGGGCUUCAAGUUCAGCGAAGAGCCCUUGCCGCGAUAG